Dentiscutata erythropus is the source of this 396-nucleotide messenger RNA. The record is from the annotation of a GenBank genome assembly. NCBI's taxonomy places the organism in Eukaryota, Fungi, Glomeromycota, Glomeromycetes, Diversisporales, Gigasporaceae.
AUGGCAAUGUUAGAAGCAAAGUCUAAACUAUGGAAGCCUGUUGAUCUACCAGAAGGUGCUGAUCCUCGUAAUAUAUAUAUACAUCAUAUUAUGACUAAAGUAUUUAGAAGUUGUUAUUCAAAGCUCAAUCAAGAAUUUGCUAUUGCGGUGAUUGAUAUAAUGUUUAAUCCUACAAUCACGACUACCUCUCUUAUGGGUGGAGAAAUCCAUUCCCGAAUGGAAGCGCUUUCUAAACAAGUUAAUAAUAUCCAAGAGUCUGAUGAUAAUGCUGAAGAUCAAUACUUAGAAGAAUACGAAAAUCAUUCUAACUGCCAUUCUGAUAUUUCACAUUCUGGCACUCCUUCUAUGUAUCACAAUUAUGACGAUAAUGGUUAUAAUGAUCCUGAAGAUUAUUGA